Messenger RNA from Gongylonema pulchrum, 321 nucleotides. The record is from the annotation of a GenBank genome assembly. NCBI's taxonomy places the organism in Eukaryota, Metazoa, Nematoda, Chromadorea, Rhabditida, Gongylonematidae.
AUGGAAUCAAUGCUGACUCGUUUAGCCGAUUUAUACCCGUCAACGCGCUUCUUUUGCAUUGGCUUCAGUAUGGGAGCGAAUAUCAUAACUCGAUUGCUUGCAAAAAUGUCGCCUGAAUUUGCUCGACGUGUGAUUGCUGGUCUUUCUGUUGCGCAAGGAUACUGUGCUGCAUCGUUGCGUCUUUGGGCAGCAACAUCGAUGGUAGCCUUUGAUGAAUCGUAUACGCGCCGCAUUCUUGGUUAUGAAAAUGCCGAAGAAUUCUAUCGCGACAUCAGUUCUGUAUCAUUAAUACCGAAAAUAACAGUACCAUUGGUUAGUUAG